GCUGGUGGGAACAGACGUGAAUAAAGGGUUGUGGCCUGGGCAGGGACUGAGAGUGGUGUCCAGAGAAGAAAGAAGUCCAGAUCACAGCAAGUUCUGCCCUAGGAAUCUAGGACCCUUGGUUUACUCAGGAUGCAGCAGCUGGUAGAAAAUGAGGUGUUCAGGGCAUACGCCACCUACGCCACCAUCGUCCUUGGAAAGAUGAUGUUGAUGAGCUUGUUUACCGCUUACUUCAGACUCACCCAUAAGGCCUUUGCCAACCCUGAAGAUGCUGCAUCUCACAGCAAAGGAGGUGACUCAAAGAGAUUCCUCCGUAUUGAUCAAGAUGUGGAGCGAGUGCGCAGGUGUCACCUGAAUGACAUUGAGAACAUUGUCCCGUUUGUCGGCGUGGGUCUUCUCUAUGCUCUCAGUAAUCCCGAGCUGUCCUGUGCCCUGCUGCAUUUCCGCAUCUUUGCUGCCAGCCGUGUGCUGCACACCAUCUUUUACCUGGCACCUGUGCCGCAGCCCAGCCGUGCUCUGGCCUUCUUUGUUGGAUUCCUGGCAACACUGUCCAUGGCGUUCUGCACUGUGCGAAGCCUGCUCUACAUCUAGAGGUGCCUUCUGCAGGGGAAGAAGUCCCUCUCCUGCCUGAACAAUACAUUUGGGUUUUUGUACCUGAUUUGUUUUAUGGCUUGUCUUUGUUUCUGACAUAAGAAAUAAAGCUCUGCAGUUUUUUUGAAACAGCA
Molecule: messenger RNA, 722 nt
Organism: Bufo bufo (common toad)
Lineage: Eukaryota; Metazoa; Chordata; Amphibia; Anura; Bufonidae
Gene: MGST1
Product: microsomal glutathione S-transferase 1
Exons: 4
Coding region: 130-588 (152 amino acids)
Cellular component (GO): mitochondrion; membrane
Molecular function (GO): glutathione transferase activity
Source: RefSeq, a predicted model, not a curated record